Messenger RNA from Nicotiana tabacum (common tobacco), 1628 nucleotides. The record is from RefSeq and is a predicted model, not a curated record. Lineage: Eukaryota; Viridiplantae; Streptophyta; Magnoliopsida; Solanales; Solanaceae.
UUCAGCAAUUUGCAAUUAAUGGCGAGUGUGGAGGAAGGUCCAUUGCCAUACAAUUUAUGGGAAGGGGAGAAGAGCAGCUCGUCGAAUUCGAAUCCAACAGAUGCAGUUAUAUUUGCGGGAAUCAGUUUGUUAAUAGGAGUUUCAUGCAGAACUCUCCUUCGCCGUACUUUUAUUCCUUACACUGUCGUUUUGCUCAUCAUUGGCACCGCCCUCGGCUCUCUCGAAUUUGGGAGUAAUUAUCCACUGGGAAAGCUUGGGAAUGGAAUUCGAAUAUGUGCAGAUAUAGAUGCUGAUCUUCUAUUAGCUGUAUUCCUCCCUAUACUGAUUUUUGAAGGCGCAUUCUCCAUGGAGGUGCACCAAAUAAAGAAAUGUAUGGCACAAAUGCUUUUGCUUGCUGGUCCUGGUGUACUGAUUUCAACUGUUCUGAUCGGUGCUGCUGUGAAGCUUGCUUUUCCAUAUGACUGGAAUUGGAAAACAUCAUUAUUGUUGGGGGCAAUUCUUAGUGCUACUGAUCCUGUGGCUGUUGUCGCGCUGCUUAAAGAUCUGGGAGCUAGUAAAAAGUUGAGCACAAUUGUUGAAGGAGAAUCUAUGAUGAAUGAUGGGGCAGCUAUUGUGGUUUACCAGCUUUUCUAUCGAAUGGUUCUUGGGAAAAGCUUUGGCUGGGUUGCAGUGCUGGAAUAUCUUGCACAAGGCUCACUUGGAGCUGUCAUCAUCGGACUUGUGUUUGGAAUGGCAUCUCUUUUCUGGCUUCGGUUUGUAUACAAUGAUACAUUGAUAGACUUUUCAUUGGCUCUUACCGUGAGCUACAUUGCUUACUACACAGCUCAAGAGCAAGCUGAAGCUUCUGGUAUCUUGACUCUUGUAGCACUUGGGAUGGUUUUCGCAAUGUCAAAGGAUACCCAUACAGCUGGUGGAAAGCAGAGCUUGCAUGAGUUUUGAUUCAAGCAUUGCCAAUACCUAGCUGUGGCUCUCUUUUGUUGAGAUAGUGUUACGUAUGAUGUCUUCUAUGUGAAGGCAUAGUUAACAGAUGUAUCUAGGGGAAUAUUUUGUCAAAAUCAAAAGGUUGGAGUACAUAUGGUUUUAAGCUAAAAGGGAAGGUUCAUAGUCAAACCUAAGGUCUAUAACCUUUACACUGGAUCAGAGCCAGACCCAUCUCAAUUUUUGGUUGAUCCAUGUUAGAUUAUCCAAGCUCAGAUGUGCAGAGAGGGUGCUGAUACAAAUGGAGUGUUGUUUCCUUAUAUGGUCUUUGUGCAAUCCCUGUCCUCGUGAGCUAGCUUUGGUGUUGAGUUAGAUCCAAAAUCCAUUUUUCUAAAGGUCCUGAGUUCAGUCUCACUGGCAUGCAUUACCAGAAACAGAAUCUGCAAGUGGCCGAUGACAAAGGAUCGGGCCUGCACAUGAGGGGGCGUGAUGAAGGCAUAAUUAAGUAAUUAAAAAGAGUGCUCUUUAUAGCAGUUUAAACUAUUAGAUGAGAUUGUCCCACACUUCAACAAUGUUUAAUAUUUAAAUGUAUACCCUUUUGUGAUUAAUACGGAGCUCCAUUAGUGAGGGUGUGAAGAAAGUCUAUUGAAAAUAGAAAAAAGACUAUGUAAAAUGGCACUUAUCCAGGUUCAUUGGUGAAAUUUAACUUU